Apodemus sylvaticus (European woodmouse) is the source of this 2908-nucleotide messenger RNA. RefSeq names its product progestin and adipoQ receptor family member 9 (gene Paqr9). Bases 841 to 1962 code for a protein of 373 amino acids. The record is from RefSeq and is a predicted model, not a curated record. Gene Ontology annotation, molecular function: signaling receptor activity. Gene Ontology annotation, cellular component: membrane. The transcript has a single exon. NCBI's taxonomy places the organism in Eukaryota, Metazoa, Chordata, Mammalia, Rodentia, Muridae.
AGGACAAGAGAAGCCGCACCAGCUGUCUGACAACCGCCAAGCUCGGAUCCGGACACGGUCUCUAAGCCGGUACCGCAGUGCCUUCCCUGUCACCUCGGCAGGUUACAGUUAGAGCAUCCCUCCGCCUAGCCCGGGCUCCCUCCCCGCCCCCCACGAACUCGGGUCCCCAGUGUCCUCUAGAACGCCGGCGUGGCUGUCGCGCUUCGAACCCCCUCGCCCACCCUUGUCCACCCUCUCGCCCUGGACGCCGGCGGCCGUGUCUCUGGCCAGCCUCCGGCCCCGCAUCAAUCAUUAACGCGGCGGCCCCAGCGGCCGCAGCCCUCUCGAGAAGGGGGGGUGAGGGGGGAUGGUAGGAGACGCAAGACAGGGGACACCUCCAUCCCCCGCCGCGGCGCAGACACCCUAACCCCGGGGGCCCCCGCCCUACGCGGCGCCGCCCUCCCCCGCCAGCGCCUCGCGCACAUCCCGCCUCUCGCCGCCCGCCCCGCGCGCACGAUGCCCAGUCACCGCCGCGCCGCCGCCGCCGCCGCCGCAGUCAGAGUCAGCCGCGCCACCACCAUCGCCGCCACCGCAGCGCGGCCGGCCGCGCGCUGAGAGACGCGAGCGUGGCGAGGACGCCGCGGGCAAGCCGAGCGCGCAGCAGCAGCAGUAGCAGUAGCAGCAGCAGCCUCCCGCCCGGUGCGCCGAGCACCCCCACCACCACCCCCCGGAGCAGCCGGCUUCCAAGCCGAGGCCGCGUAGCCAACCUGCGGCCGCGAUCCCGCGCGCGCGCACAAAGGCUCCGACGGCGAGCGGCGCCCGCCGUGGCCUCGCGCGCGCCCUAGCUCAGCCCGGGGCACCAUGCCGCGGCGCCUGCAGCAGCGGGGCGCGGGCGCGAAGGGACCGCCCGCCCCGACCUCCCGGCGCUCGCAUCCCGCCUCCGCCCCCCGGAGCCCGCCGGCGGCCACAGCCAAGCCGCUGCUGCGCUGGGACGAGGUGCCCGAUGACUUCGUGGAGUGCUUCAUCCUGUCCGGCUACCGGCGGCUGCCGUGCACCGCGCAGGAGUGCCUGGCCUCGGUGCUGAAGCCCACCAACGAGACGCUCAACUUCUGGACGCACUUCAUCCCGCUGCUGCUGUUCCUCAGUAAGUUCUGCCGCCUCUUCUUCCUGGGCGGCAGCGAUGUGCCCUUCCACCACCCCUGGCUGCUGCCGCUGUGGUGCUAUGCAUCAGGGGUGCUGCUGACCUUCGCCAUGAGCUGCACGGCGCACGUGUUCAGCUGCCUGUCGCUGCGCCUGCGCGCCGCCUUCUUCUACCUGGACUACGCUUCCAUCAGCUACUAUGGCUUCGGCAGCACCGUGGCCUACUACUACUACCUGCUGCCUAGCCUGAGCCUGCUGGACGCCAGGGUCAUGACGCCGUACGUGCAGCAGCGCCUGGGCUGGCACGUGGACUGCACCCGUCUGAUCGCCGUCUACCGCGCGCUCGUGCUCCCCGUGGCCUUCGUGCUGGCCGUGGCCUGCACCGUGGCCUGCUGCAAGAGCCGCACCGACUGGUGCUCCUACCCGUUCGCCCUGCGCACCUUCGUCUUCGUCAUGCCGCUCAGCAUGGCCUGCCCCAUUAUGCUAGAGAGCUUGCUCUUCGACCUGCGAGGCGAGAACCCCACACUCUUCGUGCACUUCUACCGCCGCUACUUCUGGCUGGUGGUGGCCGCCUUCUUCAACGUGAGCAAGAUCCCCGAGCGGAUCCAGCCGGGUCUCUUCGACAUCAUCGGCCACAGCCACCAGCUCUUCCACAUCUUCACCUUCCUCAGCAUCUAUGACCAGGUGUACUACGUGGAAGAGGGCCUGCGCCAGUUCCUCCAGGCACCUCCUGCCGCCCCCACCUUCACGGGCACAGUGGGCUACAUGCUGCUGUUGGUGGUUUGCCUGGGGCUGGUCAUCAGGAAGUUCCUGAACAGCACCGAAUUCUGCAGUAAAAAGUGAGCCUCCACCCCUCCCGGAGGAGGCUAUGGUUUGCCCACCUGUUUGCGUGGAAUUUCUGUUGUUGUUGUUAUUGUUGGUUUGUUUUCAAGUUUUGUUUCCUUCUUUGCUAGAAGAGGGUGCUGCAGGCCACAAGGAAGAGUUCUCUGAUAGUUGGGGAAUCCCAAGUCCACUUCCUUUGGAAGAGGGAGAUGAGGAUGGAACAGAAGGAAGAGGGUCUCCGGGAAGAAAAUUAGGGACUGUCUAUGAUAUCCAGGGAUUUUUGUAAACACAGUGAGGAUUGUGAUUACAGAUGGAGCCCCAAGCAAUUGGCUUUUCUGAGAGUCUUCUGUGUCCCUUAGUGAAGGCAGGUGUGCAGUGCGGAGGGUAAACACAAAGCCCUGGCCGCUUCUACUGAGGUCUAGAAAUGCUUGGGUCUGUGGAAAGAGUGCAGCUUUCUUUGUGGAGAAAUGGGCACAAAGACACAAACCCGGGCCUUAACCCGCCAGACAAUGCAUGGAAUGUGAACACAAGUUAAUUAUUUCGAAAUGUGUAUCAGAUGUUAUUUAAAUGAUAAUAUAUUCAAUGAUUUUUCGUAAUUUAUCGAAGCCUGUGAGAUGCACUGAAUUUCCUUUGUCACAUAGUUUUGAUUUCUGUAGCCUUCUGCAUUGCACACGGGAACUGGACAUUAGGGCUAGCUGCUUGAGAGUUCUCGACUACAUUUUUAAACAGUGUUCUGUGAAGGCCUCUGAGUGUCAUGAUAAAGCUGUGAAUGACUACUUAGGGACUCUGAUUAGACUAUUGGUUAGGCUCCGGUGGUUUGUAUAGGUCUCCAAUUCCUACUUACUUUGAUGUAUUCCACAAAACCCAUCCUGGGUUUUUGUCUGCCCCCCCCCCUUUUUUUUUUAUCUGAUUCUUUCCUCUCUACUUACUUAAGUUGCCACUAAAAUAAAUGUGCCUUUUGAAGCAA